AUGUCACUCCAACAUUAUUAUUAUCUUUUUCAGGCUAGUCCCAAUGCUGGUCAUUCUGCCAGUGAACCGGUUAGUCUUGAUCUUCAAUCGGCGACGGGUUCACUUGAUGUCCCACAGUCGGAUCACUUGACAUCUACUGUCACAGACUCGAGGAUCACCAGCACGACCACCACAGUCAGUGCCGCAUUUGUGACUACUACUACUACCACGGACGCUGUGCGUUCCCAGACAGCGAUCACAGCUUCAGCGUUGUUGCAAAGACCGUGGGCUGAUCGUCUGCUUGCCGCCGCUCGGUCCCAGCAAGACAAUACUCGUGAUAAUGCUCAGGCUAUUUUGGAAGAUCACUGUUCCCGCAUUUGGGCUGCAUCAGCCGAUCGUACACCGAACAGCAGUAGCAGUAGUGGCGGUGGGGUUGGUGGUGGUGCAGGUGGCGCCGAUGGUGGUGGUGGUGGCGGCGGCGGUGUGGAAUCCAUCGCAGACAGCGGUGAUGGCGCUCCCUUUGGACGGGAUUCCAAUGAAUUUACUCAAUUGGCACAACAAAAGCACGCUGAAAUGGGUUCAUUCGAUAUUCCUUUACGGGGCACGGUUUGUCCGCCUCGUUUGUCCGAGUCCGCUUCCACAGAUCGACGAACGGGUCCGACUCCGGAAACACUGUCACACUUUGGUACAGAUGGUAUGAGACCUUUAAGUGUCCAAGAGACAGGCGGCAGGGUGCUCAACUCAUUGGAGUGA
This is a messenger RNA of Echinostoma caproni, 732 nucleotides long. The record is from the annotation of a GenBank genome assembly. NCBI's taxonomy places the organism in Eukaryota, Metazoa, Platyhelminthes, Trematoda, Plagiorchiida, Echinostomatidae.